GUUGCAGUACAAGGGUAGAGGUGACCCCUCCGCUCCGUCUAGUCCGUCUGAGAGCAGGGAGAACAGGCUGCAUCGACCCGAAACACCUCCAACCGCUGGACAAAAUGGCUGAACCAAUCCGUGUUGUGGUGACCGGCGCCGCUGGUCAGAUCGCCUACUCCCUGCUGUACAGCAUCGCUAAGGGAGAUGUGUUCGGGAAGGACCAGCCAAUCAUCUUGGUCCUGCUGGACAUCCCCCCCAUGCUGCCGGUGCUGGACGGCGUCGUCAUGGAGCUGCAGGACUGCGCCCUCCCGCUGCUGAGGGAGGUCAUCCCCACUGACAAGGUGGAGGUCGGCUUCAAGGACAUCGACGCCGCCAUCUUGGUGGGCUCCAUGCCCAGGAAGGAGGGCAUGGAGAGGAAGGACCUGCUGAAGGCCAACGUGGCCAUCUUCAAGACGCAGGGAGCCGCCCUGGACAAGUACGCCAAGAAGACCGUCAAGGUUCUGGUUGUCGGAAACCCGGCGAACACCAACUGUCUGAUCGCCUCCAAGUCCGCUCCAUCCAUCCCCAAAGAGAACUUCUCCUGCCUGACCCGACUGGACCACAACCGAGCCUGCUCCCAGGUGGCGAUGCGCUGCGGUGUGUCCUCCGACAAAGUGAAGAACGUCAUCAUCUGGGGGAACCACUCCUCCACCCAGUACCCCGACGUCCACCACGCCAAGGUCAACCUCAGCGGCAGCGAGGUGGGCGCCUACGACUGCAUCAAGGACGACGCCUGGCUCAGAGGAGAGUUCAUCUCGACCGUGCAGCUGCGCGGCGCCGCCGUCAUCAAGGCCAGGAAGCUGUCCAGUGCCAUGUCUGCCGCCAAGGCCAUCUGCGACCACAUGAGGGACAUCUGGUUCGGCACCAAGGAGGGCGAGUUCAUCUCUAUGGGUGUUUACGCUGCCGGAAACACCUACGGCAUCCCAGAGGACCUCAUCUACUCCUUCCCUAUUCAGAUCAAGAACAAGACCUGGAAAAUGGUUGACGGACUCCCCAUCAACGACUUCUCUCGGGCCAAGAUGGACGCCACAGCGGCCGAGCUGGUGGAGGAGCGAGACACCGCCCUGGACUUCCUGUCCCAGUGACUGGUGCCCCCUACUGGCCAACAGCAGCACUUAGAUCCCCCGAAGACCGGCUGCUCACGGCUGUGAAGGCGAAGCCCUCCACUCUUGUAACCGUCCCAACUGGCGUCUGUGUUACCUCCUCUGUGUGUGUGUGUGUCUCUCGGUGUGAUUGUGUGUGUGUGUGUGAGUGUGUGUGUGUGUCAUCAGGCCACCUCUUCAGGUUUUUUUAGAAAACCUGUUUAAUGAUCACAACCUGGCCUCCUGAGAGAAUGUCUCUGUCGGUAGACGAUAACACGCACUAGCUGUCCAGAAACUGUAACGGAACAUGAUAUCACCAAUAAAACAACAACAAAAAUGA
Messenger RNA from Thunnus maccoyii (southern bluefin tuna), 1443 nucleotides. Its product is annotated as malate dehydrogenase, cytoplasmic-like. NCBI's taxonomy places the organism in Eukaryota, Metazoa, Chordata, Actinopteri, Scombriformes, Scombridae. Gene Ontology annotation, cellular component: cytosol; mitochondrion. Gene Ontology annotation, molecular function: L-malate dehydrogenase (NAD+) activity. Gene Ontology annotation, biological process: oxaloacetate metabolic process; malate metabolic process; tricarboxylic acid cycle. The transcript is spliced from 9 exons. Bases 105 to 1106 code for a protein of 333 amino acids. The record is from RefSeq and is a predicted model, not a curated record.